AUCACUUGCAAAUAUGAAAGUACCCGAUGGUUACUCGUCUAACAUCAAAAACUUGGUGAAUGAGACUGAAUUGAAACUAAUGGGUCUGAAAUCACAUGAUUGUCAUGCGUUAAUGCAACAUCUACUUCCAAUUGCCAUUAGAUCAGUCUUGCCAAAAAAUGUUCGAGAGUGUUUGACACAUGUUUGCAUUUUCUUUAAUAGGCUGUGCGGGAAGGAAUUAGAAUUGGAUAAGUUAGAUGCAUUACAUGAACAUGUAGUCAAAACAUUGUGCAACCUGGAAAAGUUUUUUUCGCCAUCUUUUUUCGACAUCAUGAUCCAUUUAAUGGUUCAUCUAGUGAGAGAAGCAAGGCUGUGUGGGCCGGUGUGGGCGGGAUGGAUGUAUCCAUUUGAAAGAAAUAUGAAGGUACUUAAAAGUUAUGUGCGUAACCACUAUCGGCCAGAAGCAUGUAUGGUUGAGUGCUACAUAUCUGAAGAGGCUGUGGAAUUUUGUUCAGAGUACAUGGCUGGAGUUGAGGCAAUAGGAAUUAGCAAACCAAGAACUGACCCAGAUGAUGUUGAUAGAGGAUUAAGGGGCAAAGGGACAAUGGUGACAGUGUCCAAGCUUGAACUAGAUCAAGCUCAAUUAGUCGUGAUGAACAAUAACGCAGAGGUUCAACCAUAUAUAACUGACCAUAUGGAGCUGUUACAAUCAAUGGUUCCAAGAAAUCAAAAAAAUAAACAAAAAUGGGUUGCAGACCAACAUCGUCAAACUUUCAUUGGGUGGUUAAGGAAUACCAUUAUAGCAAAGUUGAACGAACCGAAUCAUGGAGUAUCUGAUGUGUUGAGUCGUAUUGCCCUUGGACCAACUUUUGCGGUUGCAAAGCAUGAAGCGUACAUUGUAAGGGGUAAACGUUUUCAUACAAAGUCAAGAGAUGAUGCUCGAGAGGUUCAAAAUAGUGGUAUACGUAUCGUCGCAACUGUUCGAGGACGCUGA
Molecule: messenger RNA, 973 nt
Organism: Cannabis sativa
Lineage: Eukaryota; Viridiplantae; Streptophyta; Magnoliopsida; Rosales; Cannabaceae
Exons: 3
Coding region: 14-973 (319 amino acids)
Source: RefSeq, a predicted model, not a curated record